Phalacrocorax carbo (great cormorant) is the source of this 1146-nucleotide messenger RNA. The record is from RefSeq and is a predicted model, not a curated record. NCBI's taxonomy places the organism in Eukaryota, Metazoa, Chordata, Aves, Suliformes, Phalacrocoracidae.
AUGGCGAGCAACGAAGCGGGAGCGAAAAGAGAACUUGAAGAACAACACACCCCAAACCCUCCGGCCCCGGGGCUGCGGGGGGAAGCCCGUCCCACUCACAGCCACGGGGACGACCCGCCGCAGCCCCUCUCCGGCCACGCGGGACGGCGAAGAAACGGCGGAACACGAGCAACCCCAACGCCGCCCCGCGAGGCACCCUCCCAGGCGCCAUCGGCAACUUUUCUCGUCUCCCCGCUGCCCGCUGACAUCCAGCCGCCUCACGGGGCUACAGCCGCGGGCGCGGGCAGCAGCAGCCCCCGAGCCGCUACCCGCGGCGCCUCCGCCCCGCAGCCGGCCGCCUCCCGCACGCCGCGCCCCCGCUACCCACCUCGGCGGCAAGGUGGCAGCGGGACCCCCCCUGCUGCCGCCGCUGCAGUAGCCGCUUUUUCCCCCUCUCUCCUCCUCCCCGCUAUGGUCGCCGCCUCUGCCCGGAGCCGGAUACAGAGAGAAACCGAUUCAUGUGGUUGCUUCCCUCGCUCUCUGCUGCUGCCGCCGCUGCCUCCCCCGGCUCAAUGCUCGGCAACGGCACCGAGGGGGGAAACGCCAGCAGCGCCGCGGGGAGAGGCAGCCCCGGCCGCCCCCGCUGGGAAACUCUCCGGGAAAGGCGGGGUGAGCCAGCCGGGCUCGCCCCCCCCCCCCCCCGCUGCCAAUCACAGGGGCUGGCCCCGCGCGGAUUGGGCGGCCCCGCCGCCAGCACCCCCCUCCGGCAGCCCGGGGCCGCUCCGCCGGAGGGCAGGACCCGCGCUCGCCCCGUCGCCGCCUGCCCGUCCGCCCGCCCUCCCCUUCCCUCGGACCGGGUUAUCGGUGGAUUCCUCCGCACGCUGCCGCCCCGCCCAGGCGCUCCCCGCUAACGCAGGAACCACUCCUCGCCACCCUGCUCCCGCGCCCGGCCGCAUCCUCCGCUCCUCUCCCCCCACACCCCCCACUGCCCCGGGGUCGGCGCAGCGCUGCUCGCACCGGACGGCACCUCCCGUUAAGCCCUUGGCGCCGCUCCCGUCGGGGCCCAUCGAACGGGGUGCCCUGGCCGGGGCGCGGGGCCAGGGCCGUCAGUGCACGCAGGAAGGGCGGGGGGGGGGGGAAACCAACGGUCGGUCGCGCGCGCCGUGA